This is a messenger RNA of Danio aesculapii, 2078 nucleotides long. RefSeq names its product interleukin 13 receptor, alpha 2 (gene il13ra2). Gene Ontology annotation, biological process: cytokine-mediated signaling pathway. Gene Ontology annotation, molecular function: cytokine receptor activity; protein binding. The transcript has 10 exons. The coding region runs from base 114 to 1355 and encodes 413 amino acids. NCBI's taxonomy places the organism in Eukaryota, Metazoa, Chordata, Actinopteri, Cypriniformes, Danionidae. Gene Ontology annotation, cellular component: external side of plasma membrane. The record is from RefSeq and is a predicted model, not a curated record.
CUGCUUAAUAACCAACAGGAGGCGUCUUGCCUACAAAAUACCAGAACAGAACAUGAGUGCAUUCAGUCCAUCCACAGGCACUGACUGCACAGAUAAUAACACUUCUAAAGGACAUGCUGCUGCUGCUGAAUAGGUUUUCUGCAUGGCUCUCUGCGUUCGCUGUGCUUUUGCUGACUCAGCCCAUCUCUACAUCAGAGGUCAUGGCCUGCGGAGCUGCGGUGGAUCCACCUGCUAAUAUCGAAAUAACAGACCCUGGCUUUCUGGGUUACCUCAAUAUUCAGUGGACUCGUCCAGCCAGCCUUCAGAACCUCACGGGCUGCACAGUGCGAUACCAGCUCCGAUACUACGACACCUAUGAGGAGCGAUGGAGGAGUGUUCGAACUGUCAAAUUGACCUACGCUGCCCAGUUUGACCUUGAGAAACCAGUCAAAUUGAGAAUCCUUACUGUACUGAAGUGCGCCUGUACCAACGGGACAGAGAUCCAGGGAGAAGAGACGGAGACCGUGUACACCCCUGAACCUACAGGUUUGGCAGGCUCAAGAAUAAGAGACUUUCACUGUAUCUACUAUGGGAAGGAGCACAUGGAGUGCACCUGGAAGUCAGGACCUGUCCAGCCUCCAAAUUCAGAGCACUACCUCUAUUACUGGCACAGGGAAAUGGAAGAAGCAAAGGAAUGUCCAGAAUACUUUGUACCAUCAAACAAUCAGAGAGGAUGCAGGUUUCCUCGCCAAUCACUCUUGGAGUUUUCCAAGUUUAAUAUGUGUGUUAACGGAUCUUCUUCAGCAGGGAGUCUGAGACCAGCCUAUUUCUCCAUUGAGAUCCAAAACUAUGUAAAGCCGGCAGUGGUCUCUUCUCUGCACGUGUUUGAGACUGACGGACGGUUGAAGUUAGAUUGGGCGCCACCUAUCGGUCAGGUGCCAGAGCACUGCUUGGAUUAUGAAGUGGAGAGCAGCACUCUAAUGGCAAAUGGCAAAGAACAGAAGCAAACGGAGAUUCUAGAGAAUUUGGAUCUGGACACAUCUUAUGAGCUCCCGAGAGAAGCAGAAAGUAAGAAAACCUGCUUUCAUCUCAGAUCGAAAGUCAAUAUGUACUGCGCUGAUGGCGGAUUCUGGAGUGACUGGAGCCAAACAAAAUGUACAGAAGAGAAAGAAACUGAAGCCAAACCAACAUUGAAUUAUCGUUUACUGGACCUGGUGAUGAUUGGCACUGCUGGAGUCAUCAUCUUCUGUCUUUCCUUAUGGAUAUUAAUAAGGAUCUGCAUAAAGCCGUGCAGCAAGAAGGAUGUCAUCUACACGCUGUACAAGCAGAAGGUCAACGAGACCAUGCCUUCAAUCUUCAGCCCCAUUUUUAAGUGAUGAUGCUUCCUAUGACCUGCUAAUGCUGCAUUACCAUUCAUACCUAAUACUACAUCACUAAAUGCACACUACUCAGAGAAAUAAACACGAGGAGUGAGACUUCAGAGCCCUCGCACAGUUUACCUGGUAGUGGAUUCAAAGUGAACACUGAGAGGCUUGUGGAGCAGAUUUGUGGAAAACCAAAAGAACCACAGCACUGACCUGAAUGUAGAAACCACUUUGUUGUUUACCAAGCCACUCUACUACUAGCUGAUGUGUUUACACGAAUGUUAUGUGCCUGUUAAAGUUACUCAUAUAUACAUAUUUUAUAUUUUAUUUCAAAUGCCAGUGGUCUUGCCAGUUUUGCCCAGUUUUCAAUAGUAUCUAUUCAGUCUUGAAUGUUUGUUCUUAAAAUAAAUGCCCAUGAUCUUGCCAGACAUGACGUACUGUACAGUUUCAGUUUUGUCUUUUACACUUUACCUAUUUUUUUCUUUCAAUUUCUUGAAUGUAUGCAGUUUUUAAAGUAAAUGUAUUAAAAUUAAUCAUAGAUGUUUCAGAUGCCAAUGACAUUGCCAAUUUUUGAUCGUUUUUACAUCUUUUUCUUUUAGCCAGAUUUUGUUGAAUUUGUGUUUAUUUUUUACAGUAAAUCAUAUACUGUAUUCGUAAGAUGCCAGUAAACUUGCCAUUUUUGUGUACUUUUACAAUUUGCGUAUUUUCUAUUAAUAUAAAAUAUUCUUGAAUAAA